Zasmidium cellare ATCC 36951 is the source of this 675-nucleotide messenger RNA. RefSeq lists its product as uncharacterized. NCBI's taxonomy places the organism in Eukaryota, Fungi, Ascomycota, Dothideomycetes, Mycosphaerellales, Mycosphaerellaceae. The record is from RefSeq and is a predicted model, not a curated record. The coding region runs from base 1 to 675 and encodes 224 amino acids. The transcript has a single exon.
AUGUCGACAAUGCUUCAACCACCAGCCCUCAACCUGGGCCUGCUCCAGCCGCUGCCAGAAGUCAGCUGGGAGAAGACACUCAACCGAAACUUCUUGAUGGCCAAGAACACCCUCCGCACAGGCGACGCCAGCUUCUUCAAAAACACCCGAGCAACGCUCUUCGCCUCCGGCAUCGACUGGCCCGGCGUCGUCAAGCUGCACCUCCCCGCCGAUGUGGCCGCCGCGCUAGACACCCCCAAGCUCGAGGACAUCCAUAAACUCAACAAGGCCUUCAUCCUCGACGUCGAAGACCGAGCCAAAACCAUCAAACAGAAAAUCGAAGCCUCGAUCCGGGCCGGCAAGACCGAAGAGGAGCUCGAGGCUGAAAUCGACAGUUCCAUCGACGAGGGCAAGGAGCAGGUCAAUAAGAAAUUGGAGGAUCUUCGCGGGGAGCUGAAGGUUAUCAUCAGGAAGAUCCCGUCACCGGUGGCCAAGCAGGCUGCGGUUAAUGUCUGGCUUGAGAGUUGGGUCACCAUUCAAGAUGCGGUCGGCAGGAUUAUGGAGGCGUUUAAUGAUAUUGUGAACGCUGUUGCGAAGUUGGUUAAGCAGGUUUGGGCUGUGGUGCAGAAGGCUUGGAAGACGGUUGAGACGGUUGUGAAGGAUGUUGUGGAUUGGAUUGAAAGUCUCUUUGAUUGA